AUGACUGAGUGGAGCUCUAAGGAACAUGAAUCUUCAAUGCCAUCGUCGCAGUGCAAUCCACUUGAUGAGCCUAGUCCUUUGGGCUUGCGGCUGAACAAGACACAAUCUUUAUUAGAAUUGAUCGAGAGGAGGCUCUCUGAGGAAAAUAAUGCUUCUCUUUCAGUGAAAUCUAGUAAAAAUCUCAACUCGCCAACCCAAAAAGAUGCAAGGAGAACUACCACUUCAGGUGCAAAUGACAAGUUAAUGGCUUGUGGUCUCAAGAGUAAAAUUGAAAUUCUGUGGUCUGAUAUUAUAGCUCUGAAGGCAACUUACAGUGAUAAUGGCCCUAGCACAUUAACUAUAGUGUUGGCUAGGGCACCCAUCUUCUUCAAAGAGACCAAUCCACAACCCAGAAAACGUACUAUUUGGAAGCCAACUUCUGACUUCAUUGGUGGAGAGGCUAGCAAAUAUAGGAAGCAUUUUCUAAAAUGCUCUCCAGGUAUGUUAAACAAGAACUAUGAAAAGUUGAUCCAGUGUGACAGGUGUCUUUAUAUUUUGAGCCAACAACUCGAGAUAGUUAUGGAUUCACCAUAUUUUGAAGCACAUGCUUCUACUUUUGAAAAUCCGGAAGAAUCAAGAGGUCGUGAAUUUGAUCAAAUGGUUGCCGCUCAAGGAUAUUCUCCCUCUAGCUUCCAGGAUGUAGAAUUAGCAGCUACCACACAAUCACCUCCUUUAACUUCCAGACAGAAUCCUAAUCCUGUGACUGCUGGACAAGUGCCUGAUGAAACCUUGUCCUCCAACUCAAGUACAAUAUUGCUCAUCUUCAAUGUGCAAUUGAAUAAAGCGAAACUUGUGAAGGACACGGUUAUUUGCAGCAAAGAAGCUGCGAACAACUGA
This is a messenger RNA of Olea europaea var. sylvestris, 876 nucleotides long. RefSeq lists its product as uncharacterized. NCBI's taxonomy places the organism in Eukaryota, Viridiplantae, Streptophyta, Magnoliopsida, Lamiales, Oleaceae. The transcript has 6 exons. The coding region runs from base 1 to 876 and encodes 291 amino acids. The record is from RefSeq and is a predicted model, not a curated record.